This is a messenger RNA of Papilio polytes (common Mormon), 3713 nucleotides long. It is a transcript of the gene Klp61F, whose product is annotated as bipolar kinesin KRP-130. Gene Ontology annotation, biological process: microtubule-based movement; mitotic spindle assembly. NCBI's taxonomy places the organism in Eukaryota, Metazoa, Arthropoda, Insecta, Lepidoptera, Papilionidae. The record is from RefSeq and is a predicted model, not a curated record. Gene Ontology annotation, molecular function: microtubule binding; plus-end-directed microtubule motor activity; ATP binding. The transcript is spliced from 20 exons. Gene Ontology annotation, cellular component: spindle microtubule; nucleus. Bases 178 to 3633 code for a protein of 1151 amino acids.
AUAAAUUUGAAUUUGUUUGAAUCUCGAUGUAACGUAUAAAGUGCUGUCUAAAACUUUAACGAAUAUCGUUUGAUAUUGUAUAAACUUUGACGGAUUUUUAUAUAUUUUCUACAUAAUUUGUGUCAUAAAAUUAGUGCACGCAUAAUUUGUUAAGUGUUUUUGGAAUAGUGCCUCGAGAUGACGUCCGAAAAAGGAGGCAGGAAAGAAAAGAAUCAGAACAUUCAAGUUUUUGUUCGUUUGAGACCUCUAAACCAACGAGAGAGGGACAUCCGAUCUCUUGGUGUGGUUGAAGUUGUCAAUGGACGGGAAGUGGUAGUCCGUCAGUCGCAGCAGACUGCACACACCAAGAAGUUCACCUUUGACAGGGCCUUUGGUCCUAACACCAAGCAGGUGGAAGUAUACCAAGAUGUAGUUAGCCCUCUGAUAGAGGAGGUGCUGGCGGGGUAUAACUGCACGGUGUUUGCAUAUGGACAAACUGGCACUGGGAAGACUCAUACUAUGGUUGGUGAGAAUACCGGCAAUGAGACAACAUGGCAGGAUGAUCCUCUUGCUGGUAUAAUUCCUCGUGCCCUCAGCCAGCUAUUUGACGAGCUCCGACUGACCAACACGGAGUACACAGUGCGGGUUUCAUACCUGGAAUUGUACAAUGAGGAACUGUUUGACCUGCUCUCCACAUCGGAAGACAACUCCAAGUUGAGGAUAUACGAGGAUGUCACCAGGAAAGGAUCCAAUAUUGUUAAUGGCUUGGAAGAGAUUACGGUUUAUAAUAAGAAUGAGGUGUAUAAAAUAAUGGCGCAAGGACAAGAGAGGAAAAGAGUUGCUUCUACGCUUAUGAAUGCUCAAUCCAGCCGGUCGCACACAGUCUUCACGAUCGUGAUCCACAUGAAGGAGAACAGCCCCGAGGGUGAGGAGCUGGUGAAGAUCGGCAAGCUGAACCUGGUGGACCUCGCCGGCUCGGAGAACAUCAGCAAAGCGGGCUCUGACAACCCCGCCAAGCGCGAGCGCGCGCGCGAGUGUGUCAACAUCAACCAGUCUCUGCUCACCCUCGGCAGGGUCAUCACCGCACUCGUAGAACGUCACCCUCACAUACCGUACAGGGAAUCCAAACUGACCCGCAUCCUACAAGAGUCUCUGGGCGGUCGCACGAAGACCUCCAUCAUCGCCACCGUGUCUCCCGGACAUAAGGACCUGGAGGAGACGAUGAGCACGCUGGAGUACGCGCACCGCGCCAAGAACAUACAGAACAAGCCUGAAAUCAACCAGAAGAUGACCAAGAAGGCCAUACUUAAGGAAUAUGCCGAGGAAAUUGACAGGUUGAAGCGAGAUCUACAAGCGGCAAGAGAUAAAAAUGGCGUAUAUCUUGCCAAUGAAACAUUCACGGAGAUAAUGAUGAAGCAAGAGGAGCAGCGUAAAGAAGUACAAGAACUCCUGCUGAGGAAGAAGUCGGUAGAAGAAGAGAAGGAGAGGAUAGAGACGAUGUUUAACUACCAGGGCCAGGAGCUGCAGCGCCACCUCGCAGAGCUGAACAACACCAAGAAUAUAUUGAACAGUACUACAGAUAAACUUGUACAGACUAAAAAUAUGCUGGAGAGCAGCCGGCAGCAGGCGGAGGAGCAGAGGCAGCUAGUGCGGUGCCACGAGCGCACGGAGCAGCAGCUGUGCGCGCACGCGGCGCAGCUGCUGGCGGCGGCGGACACGGCGGCCGCGCACGCGCACUGCCUACACGACACUGUCGAUAAACGGAAACGUGUGGAGGAAACCAACCUGGAGGUGCGCAGUCAGUACCUGUCUGCGGCGGGGCGCGCGCGUGCGCAGGUGUCGCGCGCCGCUGACACACUGCUCACACGGCUGGCGGACAACUUCGCUGACAUGCAACAAGCACUACAGAGCUACAACGCGGCGAGCGCGCAGACCUGCGCCGACAACAGGGCGCGGCUGCAGCAGCUGCUCGCCAGCGCCACUGACACCAUCAACAAGAUGUCGGCAUUACACAGCGAGUUAAGUGCGCACAUCGACAGCAGCAGCAGCGAGCAGCUGUCGCUGCUGCGCGGCGCAGUACUGGCGCAGGCGGGCGCGCUGCAGGCGGCGGUGCAUCGCGCAGGGGAGACAACAGCUGACGCACUUACUGCUGCAGAUGUCGACAUUAGCACACCACUAGCUGAUUAUCUGGGACAAUGGUACGCGAGCGUGUGCGCGAGCAUGUGCGCGGUGCGCAGCGGCGAGUGCGAGUGGUCGCGCGCAGCUGCUGGGGCUGCGGCGGCGCGCGCAGCAGCUGCUCGGCGGCAGCGCGCAGCUCGCCAGGCGCAUGCGCAGCGCACUAAUGCAGCCAUACACGCACGGAUUGCGCUCAUAAUGGAAGACAAAACAAAUAUUGAAAAACAAAUAAACGACCAACUUCAAGACAUAAAUAACGAAAGAACGGAAAUGGAGUUCCGUCUAACAGAAUGGAUGGAAGAAGAGAGACGUCUUCUAGAGGAACGCAUCGCGAAACACGUUGAGAGAGAACGAAACUCUUUAGAAGAGAGGAUAAAGUUAAGGUUAUCAAGAAUAGAAGAUAAUAGAAGAAAAAUGGAAGAGAAUAUAUCACAUAAUUUGGAAUGGCAUGAGGCUUUGUUGAGGUUAAAUGAACAAGAGAGUGAAAAACUUGAUGCAGAAGUGAAGGAGAAUGAAGAAGAUGCUGAGAAAUAUUUGAAAGAGAUGGAGAGUUUCAAACAAAUUUGUGAUGAAGGAAUGAACGCGGUAUCAUCGGAAGUAGAUUCCUUGACCGGAAACGUUCUGUCUGUGGUUGGAAAGAUCAGGAACAACAUGCUGGAUGUUAUACACUGCGCGAAACAGAAAAUUGAGAAGGAAACAAAGGAUAUGUUAUCAAGUAAUCAACAAGCGUCAGAGCAAAUAUACAACAGUGUGGAGGUGGCUGUACAGACUGUCGUCAAGGAUUGUCUUCAAGCUGUCACUGGAAUGCUGGCACAUGUUAAUGAAAACACAACAACAACAAUACAAGAACUGACAACAAUAUCAACAAACAACACAACAUUAGAAACAUCCACCUCCGGCCAGUCGGAGGUGCAAAGCUCUCGACUCACCUCCGCGCAGGCGGAGGCGGAGGCGUUCUAUUCCAGGCUGAAGGAGGAGAUGAACACAUUGGAGGAGGUGGAGGAGAAAUGUCUCAAAGAGGAAUACAAAGUAUACUCACCUACUGGUCGCACGCCGGCGCGCACGCAGUACAGCUACCCGCGCGCGCUGCCGCACACCUCGCCGCACGCGCGGCUGCUGGCGCGCUACCGGGCCCGCGACACACACCACGACGACUGCAUAAUGGUGGAGUGCGAGGAGACACGAGGCCAGAGUGACUGCGAGUCCUCCAGCUCCGAGGACUCCGCGGUGGUGUUUGUGGCGCCCUCCCCGCCGGACCACCCCGCACCACCUUCCCCGCCAGAACACCCCACACAACCACCCCUCACCAAGUGCACCUCCGAGACAGACAUCUAUGUACGGCAGCGUCAACAACAGCAAGGCAAAGAGAACGUGAAUCGGUCAAUGAGUUUUAAGAAACCCUCCAAGUUGCCCGCCCCCGCCCCCGCCCCCGCCCCGCCCUCCGGCAAGAAACCUCUCUGCGAACGCAACGCAUCCUGACUACACAUUUAUUAAAAAACUAGCUGUUCCCGUGCGACUUCAUUCGCAUCAAAUUAUGAAAAUUGUUUUAUUGAUUACAU